AUGUCCACUAGGCUUGGCGCCUGUCUGACCCCCCUACCCACCACCGUCGAAGCUUUCCCCCACCACCGCACGGCAUGGAAUGUUUGCCAGAUAGGAACCCCAGAACAAGCAGGGAGACCAAGCCUCAAGCUCGAGAUGGACGACUCGUCUCGCGGCAAGAUCUUUGGCAGGUCAGAUGAUGGACUGCGUGGCCCCGGUAUCUCAGCUUUCGGCAUCGGCCAUCGAGCCAUCGUACGGCCUCAAAGGCAAGCCCUUCGGGAUGUGUAUGAACCGCCUAGGCCGUUGGCUUGUCGACGGCUUCGUCUAGUGCACCGAGUCGCCGUGAAGCUCACUCCGAGACCCAUUGAGGCUUCCGGCUUGGAAGAAGGACGGCCCGGAAUUCAGACGAAUCCCGAGGACGGCUUCAGAACUGAAGGGUUUGCAUUGUCGCCCAGAAGCGUUGAGGCCAAGUAG
Messenger RNA from Colletotrichum navitas, 453 nucleotides. RefSeq lists its product as uncharacterized. The coding region runs from base 1 to 453 and encodes 150 amino acids. The transcript has 2 exons. The record is from RefSeq and is a predicted model, not a curated record. NCBI's taxonomy places the organism in Eukaryota, Fungi, Ascomycota, Sordariomycetes, Glomerellales, Glomerellaceae.